Molecule: messenger RNA, 7596 nt
Organism: Pelobates fuscus (common spadefoot toad)
Lineage: Eukaryota; Metazoa; Chordata; Amphibia; Anura; Pelobatidae
Gene: PLCG1
Product: phospholipase C gamma 1
Exons: 33
Coding region: 223-4095 (1290 amino acids)
Biological process (GO): release of sequestered calcium ion into cytosol; phosphatidylinositol-mediated signaling; positive regulation of epithelial cell migration
Molecular function (GO): phosphatidylinositol-4,5-bisphosphate phospholipase C activity; protein binding; calcium ion binding
Source: RefSeq, a predicted model, not a curated record
GGGUAGUGUGGCUCCAGUUCCUCUCUGCCUUUAAUCCUGCUGGAAUCUCUAUGGAUUCAUGUUAAAUAGAACCCUGCAAGAAGCCAUAGGCAGAGUCCCUCUGCAGGUUUGCAUUGUUCUCCUCCUCUCCAUGGCAGGGAUAAAGAGAUCUCCAGUAGAGCUUGGGGUCUGAUAUCCAAGUUAUUACCCCUUGUCUGCAGUGCUGGAUCUGCCCUAGAAAAGAUGGAUACAGGGACCCUAUUAAAUGGCUUUGCCCUCUGUGGGCAGAGUGAGGCUGAGCUCACCCAUCUGUGCAGGAGCCUGGAGGUUGGCACUGUGAUGACCCUCUACUACUCCAAAAAGUCCCAAAAACCAGAGAGGAGAACCUUUCAGGUGAAACUGGAGACCAGGCAAGUUACAUGGAGCAGAGCUGCAGACAAAGUGGAGGGGGCAGUCGAUAUCCGGGAGAUGAAGGAAAUCAGGAGAGGAAGAAACUCCAGGGAUUUUGAUCGGUACCAAGAGGAUGCGACUGUGCGACUGGAGACAGAUCAUUGCUUCGUUAUCCUGUACGGCACAGAAUUCCGACUGAAGACCCUGAGCCUGCAAGCCACAUCCGAGGAAGAAGUUAACAUGUGGAUUAAAGGAUUAAAUUGGCUACUCCAGGACACCCUGCAGGCCCCUACACCUCUGCAGAUAGAAAGAUGGCUCCGGAAGCAGUUCUACUCUUUGGACAGAAACCGGGAGGACAAGAUUUCGGUAAAAGAUUUGAAGAACAUGCUCUCCCAAGUUAACUACAGGGUUCCCAACAUGAGAUUUCUGCGAGACCGGCUUACGGAAGUGGAGCAAAGAAACCGUGAAAUAAACUAUGCCCAGUUUUGUCAGCUUUAUCGCUAUCUGAUGUAUAGUGCGCAGAAGACGAUGCCUCUUCCGUUCCUUGACACUUGGGUCCAGAACUGUCAAGGUGGAGAACGUCCAGAGCAGUAUCGAGUAUCUUUGUUGGACUUUCAGGGCUUCCUUCUCAGUAACCAGAAGGAGUUGUGGGCGACUGAACAGCACCGUGUGCGAGAGUUCAUGUUUCAGUACUUGCGUGACCCUCUGAGAGAGAUCGAGGAACCCUACUUUACCCUUGAUGAGUUUGUCACCUUCUUGUUCUCCAAGGAGAACACUGUAUGGGAUUCCAAGCUGGAUGAUGUAUACUCCCAAAACAUGGACAACCCCCUUGCCCAUUAUUGGAUCUCCUCUUCCCACAACACGUAUCUUACAGGGGACCAGUUUUCCAGUGAGUCCUCCCUGGAAGCAUAUGCCCGAUGCCUACGUAUGGGUUGCCGCUGCAUAGAAUUGGAUUGUUGGGAUGGACCUGAUGCAAUGCCAGUAAUAUAUCACGGACACACUCUAACCACCAAAAUUAAGUUCUCGGAGGUCCUACUCACCAUUAAGGAACAUGCCUUUGUUACAUCAGAUUACCCCGUGAUCUUGUCUAUUGAGGACCAUUGUAGCAUUGCUCAACAGAGAAAUAUGGCUCAAAGUUUUAAGAAAGUGUUUGGGGAUAUGCUCCUCACCAAACCUGUGGAUGCUGCCGCCGAUGGCCUACCCUCUCCAAACCAGCUGAAAAGGAAAAUCCUUAUUAAGCACAAAAAGUUGGCUGAAGGUAGUACCUAUGAGGAGAUCCCAGCUUCCACCAUUUAUUCAGAGAACGAUAUCAGCAACUCUAUCAAGAACGGAAUAUUAUACCUGCAAGAUCCCAUCAACCAUGAAUGGUACCCUCAUUACUUCGUCCUUACCAGCAGCAAAAUAUAUUAUUCAGAGGAGACAACAGGUGGCCAGACCAACGAUGAAGAGGAGGAACAGAAAGAUGCCAGUAAUAGUUCGGAAUUGCACUCUACGGAGAAAUGGUUUCAUGGGAAGUUGGGGGCAGGUCGUGAUGGCAGACACAUUGCAGAGCGUCUGCUGACUGAUUACUGCAUCGAGACAGGGGCACCAGAUGGCUCCUUUCUGGUUCGGGAGAGCGAGACCUUUGUAGGAGAUUACACGCUAUCGUUCUGGAGGAACGGAAAGGUCCAACAUUGCAGGAUCCACUCCAGACAAGAGGCAGGAAGUCCCAAGUUCUUCCUAACAGAUAACCUGGUGUUUGAAAGUCUCUAUGCCCUAAUCACUCAUUACCAGCAGAUGCCCUUACGGUGUAACGAGUUUGAGAUGAGGUUGACUGAGCCAGUCCCACAAACCAACGCCCAUGAAAGCAAAGAGUGGUACCAUGCUACCCUCACAAGACAACAAGCCGAGCAUAUGCUGAUGAGAGUACCUCGGGAUGGUGCUUUCCUGGUGCGCAAGAGGAGUGAGCCCAACUCAUAUGCCAUAUCAUUCCGAGCAGAGGGAAAGAUCAAGCACUGCCGAGUGCAACAGGAAGGUCAAAGUGUUGUCUUGGGAAGCUCGGAGUUCGACAGCCUGGUGGAUCUAAUCAGUUACUAUGAGAAACACCCUCUGUACCGUAAAAUGAAAUUGCGAUACCCAAUCAAUGAGGAGACCCUGGAAAAGAUUGGAACAGCAGAACCAGACUAUGGAGCUUUGUAUGAAGGACGGAAUCCGGAAUUCUACGUGGAGGCCAAUCCAAUGCCGACAUUCAAGUGCUCUGUCAGGGCCUUGUUUGAUUAUAAAGCCCAGAGAGAAGAUGAGCUCACUUUCACCAAAAACGCCAUUAUCCAGAACGUGGAGAAGCAGGAGGGUGGAUGGUGGCGAGGAGACUACGGGGGCAAAAAACAAAUGUGGUUCCCCUCCAACUAUGUCGAGGAGAUUUUUAGUCCAGCUGAGCCUGAGCCAGAACGGCAGCAACUGGAUGAGAACAGUCCUCUCGGAGAUCUAUUGGGAGGUGUCUUGGAAGUGCCAAAUUGUCAGAUCGCUAUCCGACAUGAGGGCAUGAAUAAUCGUCCGUACGUGUUCUCUAUUAAUGUCCCACCUGUAACACGAUGUCCGCUUGAUGUGGCAGCUGACUCACUGGAAGAUAUGCACGAUUGGGUGAGGAAGAUCAGAGAAGCAGCACAAACCGCGGACGCACGGCUCACAGAAGGCAAGAUCAUGGAACGUAGGAAGAAGAUUGCACUAGAACUUUCAGAACUUGUCAUUUAUUGUCGACCGGUACCAUUUGAUGAAGAGAAAAUUGGAACAGAGAGGGCUUGUUAUCGCGAUAUGUCCUCUUUCCCCGAAACAAAAGCAGAGAAAUAUGUCAACAAACUGAAAGGAAAGAAGUUUCUGCAGUACAACCGCCGGCAGCUGUCCCGCAUCUAUCCAAAAGGCCAGCGCCUCGAUUCUUCAAACUAUGAUCCCAUGCCCAUGUGGAUAUGUGGCAGCCAACUUGUAGCUCUCAAUUUUCAAACUCCAGAUAAACCCAUGCAGAUGAAUCAGGCUUUGUUCCACUCAGGAGGCCGUUGUGGUUAUGUCCUGCAACCAAACAGCAUGAGAGAAGAUCCUUUUGAUCCGUUUGAUAAGAGCUCAUUGCGUAUGCUGGAACCAGUCACUGUCUACAUUGAGGUCUUGGGUGCCAGACACUUACCUAAGAAUGGCAGGGGCAUUGUAUGCCCAUUUGUGGAGGUGGAGAUCUGUGGUGCGGACUAUGACAAUGCCAAGCAGAAAACAGAAUUUGUGGUGGAUAACGGAUUGAAUCCGGUCUGGCCUCAAAAAACAUUCAAUUUUCAAGUCGCGAAUCCAGACUUUUCUUUCCUACGGUUCGUGGUCUAUGAGGAAGACAUGUUUAGUGACCAGAACUUCCUGGCUCAAGCCUCAUUUGUGGUGCGGGGCCUAAAACCAGGGUACAGAGCAGUCCCCUUGAAGAAUAACUACAGUGAAGAUUUGGAGCUAGCAUCCCUGCUCAUUUGGUUGGAUAUUAAACCCACCAAGGUGAGGGAAACUUGGCUGGAGAAUGGAGAAAUUAAUGGAGCUUCUGCCCCUCGGGAACGAGUCAGUGACCCUGCAACCGGACGAACCCGAGAUGGAUCUUCUGAAUCAAGAUAUCCAUCACACCAGUUGGACGAUUUCCGGCUUUCCCAGGAACAGCUAUCCGAACACUUUGAUCGGGAGAGGAGGGUACUUCGGAAAACUCGUCUGAGCGGUGAGAACCGGCUGUAGAUGGAUCCUUAUGAAAAAAAAUCCUGGUUCACGGACAAUAUUUCUUGGAAACGAAUCUGGAUUCUUUUCUUGUGACCUUCCCAGUGUGGACAAUACCGAACGUCCAUCUGGGUAAUAAUUAAGACUUUGCACAUACAGUAUGACAGACACGCAGAUCCCGGUGGAGGAUCAUUUUGUUGAUUACUAUGAAUGUUUCCAAGAAGGGAACUAUUGACAUGCAGCACAAAACUAUCUGUAGAGAAUGCCUUGUAUAUUAGAGGGACAAAUAGCAAAGACUGGGAUUUUCUUAUUGCCUUUUUCCUCCUUGACCUGGACAAUCCUCCCGUCACCUCUGCUAUACUAAGUUACCUUCUAUGAAACUGUGAACGCAGCAACAAAAAAAUAGCGUUUUUAGUACAGUAUUCCAGGGUCGCCAAUGGAUCCUUUAAAUGCUCUGAGUUGAUCUAAAGAGAAUCGACUAUUACAGGAUGCUGUUGUCCUAUGUUUUUUUUUUUUAGUUUUUUUUUUUUUUAACAUUGUUGUUAUUGCCACAUUAUUCCAUGGCUUUCUGAUGGAUAUUUUAUUUGUGCUCACGGAGGAGUUAUUGGUGGUCAUUAGAUUUCAAUUAUAUACUUUAAGACGGCUUUAAGGCCCAUGUGUACAAAUUUACCAACGACGCGUAAUGUGCAACUUCUGUGGAUCUUCUGAACGUCAAAUCUGCUGCCUAUAGCAAGAUGAUCUCCAUUUGCUGAUGUAGCACUUGGUGUCUGGUUCGCGAUAUUCACGGUCUUUAUUUGGAAUACAGAAGGAGCUUUAACAAGCAAAUACACCUUAACGCAAGCAGCAAGUAGUGACUAUUUUAAUGGAUAGAUUACCCUGUAAAAUCUAUCUUUAAACCUUACAUUAUUAUUACUACUUUAUUAUUAUUAUUAUUAUUAUUUUUGGCAUUUAUGUAGCGCCCACUUAUUCCGCAGCGCUUUAUAAUAUUAUAAAAGGGUGAAAUGUAACAAUAGUUGAGACCAUUGCAAAAUGUUACAGGAAGAAUAGGUUGGUAAGGACCCUGCUUACAGUCUAGAGGAGGUGGGUUAUAAAAACACACUAGGAAGGGCAUCGAGGGAAACCAACCGAUAAGGUGGGAGUGGAGUGUGGUCAUUUAAGAGCGAGCGAGACAGGUUUGUGAAAUAGAAGAAACUCUUGAAGGCCUUAAACUUUUCUGAAGAGAUGAGUUUUGAUUGACCAUGGCUAUUCCCAAAGUAAGGAGCCACCCACAAGAAGUCCUGCAAGCGUGAGUUAGCCGUAAGGGUGUGAGCAGUUGACAGGAAAUGAUCACUGGCAGACCAAAGAGACGCCUACAAAUUAGUGAAGAAAUAGAACAGUGGCUAGGGCUAUUUAGGGCUUUGUAGGUAAGUGUUAACAUCUUGAAUUGACUCGUAUAGGAUACAGGAUUGACAGAGGGGUGAGGUAUGAGAGGAGACAGGAGAGCUAAAUCGGCCUGGUGGAAGCAUUCAUUACAGAUUGUAGCACAGCAAUACAGCUUCUGGGGAGACAAACUAGGAGAGAAUUACAGUAAUCCAUUCCAGAAAUUGUUAGAACAUGAACAAGCUCUUUAGCAGCAUCUUGCGUAAGAAAGGGCCGGACGCGGGCAAUGGUUUUUAAGGUGGAAUUGGCAGGAUGUGGGAAAAGACUGGACGUAAGGCGCAAAGGAGAGGCCAGAAUCAAAGACAACACCAAGACAGUGAGCUUGCAAGGACUGGCUGAUGCAAGUACCAUCAACUUGCAGGGAAAGCAAAAUAGGAUCAGUAUUACGAGGAGGAUAAAUUAGAAGAUCUCAGAUUUAAAAGAAAAGUAUGAUUGUUUAGCAAGGGUGAUGGCUGCUCUGUACAAAUGCAAGAUAAAUUCAUAAUUGAGAAAGUCUGACUAGGUUCGAGACUUCCUCCAGCAGCGCUGAGCGGAAUGGGAGCAUCUCUGCAGGUAGCAGGUUGAUAUAGUGUGUUAUGGUUGAAGGCGCGUCCUCCGUGGUAACAUACAAAAUCCACCGAUUUACAGCUGGCCUUCACUUUGUAUUUCUGUUGGAAAGUGAUCUUCAUAUAUAUGGCUGUUUUUCCAAACUUUCGGUUCAAUCCACAUAAAAUACAGAUUGAUAAUUCCACUUUAACCCAUUUAUGGACCAGCACUGUUACUCCAUUAUUACUUUAUUACUACCUUUGCCUUAUUAAGCUGGUCUGUACCAAAUAUUUCUAAAACUCAUGCCUUAUCUAUUGCCAUUUUGUAAAAGAUUGUUUCUUGAUAGUCCCCCACCCCCUCGCCGAUGUGUUUUCUUCUUGCAUGGGCCAACUGUGGUCAUCCAUUUAUUAACUACAAAUCCCAUGAUCCUCCAUAGUUUUAGUUAGCAGAACGUCACUACAGUCUGCUCAUUCCUAGUUUGUCUGUUUCAAUUUUAAGUUUUUAAAUGUACUUUUAAGGGUUUUAUUUUAUAAUCACUGCAUCAUAAAAAUGCAAAUUCAGUGUUAAAGGGACACCAGCCCGAACAGAUUUUUUUAUUUUUAUUUUUUUUAAUCUAUGAAAGAGAACAUGUUGCUUACUUAAAUAGAUGAUAUAUUCCUGUUUGAAUUGAUUUAUUAUUAUAUUAUUUUUUUUUAUUAUUACAUUCCAUGCAAACCUGCUGUCAGGUUUGUAAUCAAUACUCUGCCUACUGUGCCAGUUUGGUACACGGUAUGAUGGAGUGGGUGCCAUGACAACGAUUUUUACAUUACUAUUGGUGGCGUUAUGAUAUAGACAUAACCAUAUCAGUACUUGGAAGCUAAACCGUUUCUGCAAAAAACAAUGCACCUUUAGAUCUGCUCAUUGUACACAUAUUUAAAAAACAAACAAAAAAAAAACUAUAUAAUACUCGUAAUUUUUAGUUAACCUGCCUCUGAAACCGAUAGGUCUAGGCAUGAAUGAUAAUUAACACCUCUCCUCAAUUCUAAUAGAACCCUGUGAAGGGGAACUUUUCCUUUGUGAACUACACAAUCCAAUUUAUAUUACUUUACAACACUAUACAUCAGACCUAUCUUUUCCCCCCAAUUCGCCUCUAAUAAUGUAUUUUUUGUGCCAGGAGAGAGUGGGGUUAAUUAGCAAUUCUAUGCCAGUAAAAUUAAUUUUAAGGCAUGUAGGUUAAUCUUGAUCAUUAUUAAAAAAAUGUCAAAAAUCUGUUUUACUGUGGUUUUAAGCAUUUUUGUGUUGAUACAUUAUUGUGUUCAUUCAAUUUAUGUGAUUUUUUUUUUUCUUGUUUCAAGACACAAUCGAGCACCAUGAGAAACCAGCUAUAAAUAUAUUUUAAUUUAUUGGUUUAGUUCCUGUUUUUUAGGAUUCAUCUUUAGAUAACAAUGCACAUGUUUAUUUACUAAAUGAAACUUCAAUUUACUGAUGACGGAUACUAUUUUCCUAUGUUUAAGUAAAGUCCAGUUAACACAUGCAGUAUAAAUUUUUAAAGUUAUUUGAAGCAUAUCUGGGUCUCAAUAAAUCUUGGAUUGGUGACAA